This is a messenger RNA of Gorilla gorilla gorilla (western lowland gorilla), 1013 nucleotides long. RefSeq names its product IGF like family member 3 (gene IGFL3). The coding region runs from base 1 to 459 and encodes 152 amino acids. The record is from RefSeq and is a predicted model, not a curated record. The transcript has 3 exons. Gene Ontology annotation, molecular function: signaling receptor binding. NCBI's taxonomy places the organism in Eukaryota, Metazoa, Chordata, Mammalia, Primates, Hominidae.
AUGGGACUACUGGACAAGAUCCCUUCACGGCUGACAAGCAGCUGCCUGAACUUCCGAUUCAGUGUCGCCAUGCUGGUUGAGUCUUUCUCCAGCCUGCCAGCCCUCCUUGCCUCCCCCAUCCCUCCUGCAGCUCUUGUCUGCUGGAUAACAGUCUUCCUCCUCCAGUGUUCAAAAGCAACUACAGACGCUCCUGUUGGCUCAGGACUGUGGCUGUGCCAGCCGGCGCCCAGGUGUGGGAACAAGAUCUACAACCCUUCAGAGCAGUGCUGUUAUGAUGAUGCCAUCUUAUCCUUAAAGGAGACCCGCCGCUGUGGCUCCACCUGCACCUUCUGGCCCUGCUUUGAGCUCUGCUGUCCCGAGUCUUUUGGCCCCCAGCAGAAGUUUCUUGUGAAGUUGAGGGUUCUGGGUAUGAAGUCUCAGUGUCACUUAUCUCCCACCUCCCGGAGCUGUACCAGGUAAAGGUCCCUACCUUGCUCUUAACUAAAGGAAUGAGGGAGGGAUGAGGGAUACAGAGGGCUUGAAGAGGAACUCCUGUUUGUGGAGUUCUAAUGGCAAAAGAGUCAGGCUGGUGGGAGCAGGGGAAAGCAAAAAGAAGCAGCAGAUAAGCUAUAAGUCUGCCUUUCUUCCUGGUCGAGGACAAACAGUCCUCCUGCAUAAAUAACUCGCAAUCUUCUUGCACCCAGCUAUCACCAGAUGCUCAGCUGGUAGAAAAAUGCAAGCCGUGCAGUUGCCUUCCUGAUGUAAAAAAACAUGCUAAAUAAUCCAGUGUCGGGAAGACAAAGAUGUUUUGCUUCUCUGAAGAAGCUUAUAAUAAUAUACAGUAUAUGUAUAUGCAGGGAACAAUUGGUCAAAAGUGGCUUUUUGUUUCCCCAAGGGGAAAGACUGGCUUUGUAAUUAUAAUUUUUUCCUUACUUUACUUAAAACUGGUAGAGUCUAAGUAUUGUAUGAAGUGUCCAUGAUUCUGUCAGUAAAUUUGAGCAUAUUUUUAUUAGUUAAUGUCAGUUUAAGUAGUC